Messenger RNA from Blastomyces dermatitidis ER-3, 2613 nucleotides. Its product is annotated as glutamyl-tRNA synthetase. Gene Ontology annotation, molecular function: ATP binding; glutamate-tRNA ligase activity. The coding region runs from base 295 to 2421 and encodes 708 amino acids. Gene Ontology annotation, cellular component: cytosol; cytoplasm; methionyl glutamyl tRNA synthetase complex. The record is from RefSeq and is a predicted model, not a curated record. Lineage: Eukaryota; Fungi; Ascomycota; Eurotiomycetes; Onygenales; Ajellomycetaceae. The transcript has 2 exons. Gene Ontology annotation, biological process: glutamyl-tRNA aminoacylation; translation.
UGAUUGCCCCGCUAAAACUAGAUUCUACACCCCUCCUCCCUCCCUCAUCUGGAUUGAGGCGCCGUAUUUGUCCAAAUAGACCACCACCAACCCAGUCAUAUUGGUGGCAUUGACUCACAGACACCACCUGGUGCGCAUUCUCUUUUCCACCAGCCUGGGGACAUAUAUUUACCGGGGAAAUAUCAACCACAUCCGUCAGCUCCGCUUGCCCAAGCUCAGCCUGCCGCCAAUACCCCUCCCUCCAUUCCACACAGACCUUGACAGGAUAGUAAAAAUACUGACGCCCUCACGACUAUGUCUCAACUCACCGUUGCAGCUAAGGCAAACAAUGCCUUCCUUCUUCCAACACUCCUCGCUAUCAACUAUGUCAAGCAGAUCCUCCCAGGCACUGACAUCACCGUGGGAUUCGAGGAUGCCGAAGCCAUCGGAUCCCAGGGUGCAAAGCUGGAGCUCAAGACAGACGAUGGGAAUACAAUUUACGACGAUGAUAUCCUAACACAUCUGGAGAAUAUCUAUGAACCUCUGCAGACUGGGAACAAGGAGCAGGUUGAUGAGUGGCUGAAGCGAUCAACUACUUUGAGGCCAUUGGAUUUCAAAGCAUUGGACCAGCCCUUGAAGGAGCUCGAUUCCCAUCUUACCCUGCGAUCGUACAUUGUUGGCUAUUCUCUUACCCUGGCAGACCUUGCCGUGUGGGGAACGCUUCGUGGAAAUAGAAUUGCUAUAUCAGGCAUUAGAAAGGCCGCAACACAAACCAGCCGCUGGUUUUCAUUUAUCGAAACUGCCUACCCUUGGGUGACUAUCGCCGUGGCUGAGUUGAGUGCCAGUGCCCAGAAAAGAAAGGCUGCUGCAAGUGCCGCUGGUGCAAGCUACAACAUUGGCUUGCCGAAUGUGGAGAACGGAGUGGUGACCCGGUUCCCGCCAGAGCCAUCUGGAUACCUACAUAUCGGACAUGCCAAAGCAGCGCUUUUGAACGAUUAUUUCGCCCAUGAACAAAACAAGGGCACCCUGAUUUGCCGAUUCGAUGAUACCAAUCCUUCCAAGGAAAAUCAGGAGUUUGAAGAUGCGAUCAAGCAUGAUUUGUCCCUGUUGGGUAUUUAUCCGGACAAAACCUCUUUCUCCAGUGAUUAUUUCCAAGAAAUGUACGAGUACUGCAUCAAAAUCAUCAGCGACGGCAAAGCCUACGCUGAUGAUACUGAGAAAGAGGUGAUGCAGGAUGAGCGGUUUAACGGCAUUGAGAGCAAGCGCCGUAACGAAAGCGUGGAGGACAACCUGGCACGGUUCGCUGAGAUGAAAACCGGCUCAGUGGAAGGUCAGCGCUGGUGUAUCCGUGCAAAGAUCUCGGUUGACGACUUGAACAAAGCGCUCAGAGACCCGGUCAUCUACCGCUGCAACAUGGAGCCGCACCAUCGGACUGGCAGCACAUGGAAAAUCUAUCCGACAUACGAUUUCUGUGUGCCUAUCCUGGACUCCUUGGAGGGCGUGACCCACGCACUGCGGACUACUGAGUAUGGUGAUCGAAACGCACAAUAUGCCUGGAUGCAGGAGGCUCUUGGCAUUCGCAAAGUCCAUAUCUGGGACUUCUCGCGCGUAAACUUCAUUCGUGCGGUGCUGUCGAAGAGAAAGCUGACGAAGUUGGUCGACGAGGGAGUUGUCUGGGGUUGGGACGAUCCGCGCAUGCCUACGAUCCGGGGUAUCAGACGACGGGGCAUGACCGUACCAGCCCUGCGCGAAUUUAUCCUCAAGCAAGGCCCAAGCCGAAACGUCGUGAACCUUGACUGGACUCUUUUCUGGGCGACUAACCGCAAGUAUAUCGAUCCUGUGGCCCCACGCCAUACCGCCGUUGACAAGCAGGACAUUGUCCCGGCUACCGUCAGCGGGGCUGAUGGUGUGCAAACCGCCGAUAAACCAAAGCACGGCAAGAAUGCCGAGCUGGGCACCAAGAAGGUAAUCUACAGCCCUAAAAUCAUCCUCGACCAGGCCGACGCCGCCUCGUUCAAACCAGACGAAGAGAUCACCCUGAUGAACUGGGGCAACGCGAUCGUGCGCAAGAUCAACAGCGACGCGGCCACGGGCAAGAUCACCAGCCUCGAGCUAGAACUGCAUCUGGCCGGCGACGUCAAGAAGACGGAUAAGAAGGUUACGUGGCUGGCACAGGAGGGCCAGGACCUCGUCCCCGUCGAGCUGGUGGACUUUGACUAUCUCAUCACCAAGGACAAGAUUGAGAAGGAUGAGGACAUCCAUGACUUCUUGACGCCGCAGACGGAGUUCCGGUCUGAAGCGUUUGCGGAUUGCAAUGUAGCGGGGUUGGCGGAGGGGGGUAUUAUUCAGUUUGAGCGGAAGGGAUAUUUCAGGCUGGAUCGGCCGUAUAAGGAUGGGAAGCCUGCUGUUUUCUUUAACAUCCCCACUGGCAAGACAGGAUAGUGUUCUUGCUCGAUUGGCAAGGGGCACGGGACCCUGCGGAAAUGACAAGGAAAUGAAACAAGGUCGAUAGCUUUUUUGGGUGUUAUUUAAUCAAUGUUACAUCUGACAGAGAAUAAAAUAAAGACAAUAGGCAAAAGCAAUGUGAAUAUUGAUAAUAAUGAGAAAAAUAUAAUUCAUUCCUUUCUUACCCAA